This is a messenger RNA of Talaromyces proteolyticus, 1151 nucleotides long. RefSeq names its product Alpha/Beta hydrolase protein. The transcript is spliced from 3 exons. Lineage: Eukaryota; Fungi; Ascomycota; Eurotiomycetes; Eurotiales; Trichocomaceae. Bases 68 to 1024 code for a protein of 318 amino acids. The record is from RefSeq and is a predicted model, not a curated record. Gene Ontology annotation, molecular function: hydrolase activity.
CUAUUUUCUACGAAAAACCCUAUGUUGUCUACUACUUACAUAACUGUAGAAGAACUCAUUGGCAGACAUGGCAAGCGUUAAUUAUGUCUUCAAGGCUGUCAAGUACGGGGCCCAGAAGGUGAAUCUGACGGCCACUGUGCACUUGCCUAAAGACACUAGCUCAGUCAAGGGAAUAGCGCUGUAUUUUCACGGAGGUGGUUACGUCGUUGGCAGCCGAGCAAUGCUUCCAGCUGCGCAUAUUGAUGCCUUGAACGAAGGUGGUUUCGUCGCCGUAUCUUCAGACUAUCGUCUCUCUCCAACAAUUUCAGUACUGGAUGGUCCAGUUGCCGAUUCAGUCGCCGCGUACGAAUGGGCGCAGGACGAGCUUCCCGUACUACUAGAGAGAGAGCACGACAUCAGAGUGAACGGCAAGAACAUCGUCACCCUCGGUCACUCAUGUGGAGGUGGUCUUGCGUUGUUGAUGGCUUCUCGUGCACACCCGCCCAAGGCCAUCCUUGAUCUAUUCGGGUUUAAAUACCUUCGUGAUCCCUUCUACCACACUGGAAGCAGAACUAUACUCCCGCCUGGCACCCCGCCUCUACCUUCCGCUGAAUUUAUCGAACGGGUCUUUGAGGAGACUCCCCCUCCAACCGCCGCACUCCCUCCCUUUGGUCCCAACGGACUCGAUCUGUGCACCCCGCGCCAGGCCUACCUUAUCACGUCUGUUGGGAAGGGUACUCAAUUCGAUAAAAUCAUCGCCGAGGAUGAGUACGAUUAUGUAGAUCCAGAGAAAUUGUUGAAGAGACCCGACUUCCCACCAACAUUCUUCGUUCAGGGGACGGCAGAUGUUGUUGUUGACGCAAAGUUUGCUCAAUGGGCCCACGCGGAACUGCACAAAAAUGGGGUACAGGCUAAACUGUACCUCGUAGAAGGCGGAACUCACGGAUUUGAUGCCAGGUUGAACCGUGACGAUGCUGCUUUUGAGCCCAUUCAGAAAGGCAUUGAUUUCUUGGCGUAUCACGUGGGUGUGGGCGUGGGAAAAUAAGGGACAGGAGUUCUUCUGGCUGCGCUUUCGCCGACACUGGUUCCGGAUAUUUCCCUAUGGUUGUUGAUACUAAAGUAGUAUGCUAUUGAAUAAGAGAAUUUGAUAAGAUAGACUAAAAUAGUAUCCU